Messenger RNA from Triticum dicoccoides, 1329 nucleotides. RefSeq names its product putative F-box/LRR-repeat protein 23. NCBI's taxonomy places the organism in Eukaryota, Viridiplantae, Streptophyta, Magnoliopsida, Poales, Poaceae. Bases 85 to 1062 code for a protein of 325 amino acids. Gene Ontology annotation, molecular function: protein binding. The record is from RefSeq and is a predicted model, not a curated record. The transcript is spliced from 2 exons.
GCCUGACCCCCAAGCCGACUCGCCUCCUCUUCCUCUCCUGGCAAACCCUAGCCCCACCUCACCGCCGCCGCUGCUUCGCCACCCAUGGAGGAGGAGGAGGAGGGCGAGAGCCGCGACUGGGCCGGGAUGCAGUCAGACGCGCUCUCCACCAUAUUCGGGAAGCUGGACGCGGCCGACCUCCUCACGGGAGCCGGGCAGGUAUGCCACGCGUGGCGCCGUCUCGCCGACAGCGACACCACGCUGUGGCGUCGCGUCGAGAUGACCCACGAUGGAGACAUCCUGGAGGCCGGGGCCAUGGCCUGCGCCGCCGUCGACCGCGCCGCUGGCACCAUGGAGGCCUUCUCGGCCGACACCUUCGUCACUGAUCUCCUCCUCCGCUACAUCUCCGACAGAGCAUUCUCAUUGAAGAGCCUUCAGCUCAGCUUUUGUGAUAAAGUAUUUGAUAAAGGGUUGGCUGAGGCAAUUAAUCGCCUUCCUCAGCUUGAAGAACUGGAUAUUUCAUUCUGCUCAUUGUAUGGCAAUUUUUGCGAGUUAGUUGACAAAAGCCGCUCACAACUGAAAUGCUUUAGGCUAAAUGAACGCUGGGCUGAUUUUCAUAAGCGGUUUGAUGCAGCCUAUGAGCGCAUGGAGAUUGAACCAGAAGCAUCAUGGAUUGCUAACAGUAUGCCUCGUCUCCAAGUCCUUCAGUUGAUUGGCAGCGAAGUAACUAAUGAUGGACUGAUGGCAAUCCUUGACCAUUGCCCUCACCUUGAAUCACUUGACAUACGUAUGUGCUACAACCUCCAAAUUGAUGAUGCUAUGAAAUCAAAGUGUGCUAGAAUUACAAACCUUAAGCUUCCUCAUGAUCCCAUCUCUGAUUUCAAGUACUGGGCCUACGUUGACAGUGAGGAUUACAGUGAAGAUUACUCUGGUUCUGAUUUUGAGGUUGAUAUGCACGAUGAUUUGCUGGAUGUGGUCAUGGAUGAUGAUGCUGAUGAUGCUGAUGGUGAAUUCAAUUAUGUGGAUGAUUAUGAUGAUGUCGGCUCAGAAUCUGCCAUGUAUGAUGAUGUCGAUGACAUCUAAACGCUGACCAUGGGCUUUCACUUUGGCGGGAUUUGGAGCUGAAAUGAUGCGGUGUUCUCCUGUUGUUGAAUGAAAUCCUUGAAGUGGGGUUCAAGCACUUUGUUAUGUGUGAUUCUCUUGUGUUCGUGUCACCUGUUUGUUUCUCACAUUUUUGCAAGAAACUAAUCCAUCCUCUUGCUGUGAGACUGGGUUGUUCGAUUAUCACUCUUUUCACUUGUAGUUUGUGCUGCCUUGUGACUUGUCAUGGAAUUAGAUUCUUGUAAUGAA